AUGUCCGACAAAGAAGAAUAUACAACUGAAAUUUGCCAUACUUUAACUGCCAAUUCUGCCAGCAAAUGUUUAAUCACCGGUGAUGGUAAUGAAUUCGUCAUAUUGGGAAAUCAAAAAUACUACAGACAUGAAUUAAUGCAUGCAUUGAGUGGGUUAGCACCAGUGCCCACUAAAACUACAAAAUAUGGACAAGCUGAAUGUUUGGGUUUAUUCAGUACAUCCUUUAACGUCCUAAUAUUGGGAACGUAUUUGGCUUGUGAAAUGAGUUUUACGAAUUUGGCUGUAUGUGGGUACUAUUUUAUUGGCGGGUUAUUGCAAUUUUUAUCGGGGUGUUGGUGUUUUGUAACUGGUAAUACAUUUGGAUAUACUGCAUUUUGCAGUUUUGGUGCGUUUUGGUUAACCUUUGGGGCAAUUUACACCCCUGGAUUUGGUAUUUUGGAAGCAUAUAAAGAUCAUCCCGAGCAAUUGUAUCAAGGAGUGGGGUUUCUAUUACUUGGGUAUGCUAUAUUGACCACUGGAUUAUUAAGUUUCACAUUCAAGACUACAUACACAUUUAUUUUCUUUAUUUUCACCUUAGAUUUAACGGUGACUGUACUUUCAAUUGCAUAUUUCACUAAUAGUGCUCCAUUGUUCCGUGCUGGCGGUAUAAUUGGUAUGAUUAAUGGGAUUUCUGGGUGGUAUGAAACUUUUCUUCUUAUGUCCAAUCCUCAAAAUACAUAUUGGGUACCAAGGCAAUUACCUGUUCCUGUGAAAAAGCUGCAAUAA
Molecule: messenger RNA, 765 nt
Organism: Spathaspora passalidarum NRRL Y-27907
Lineage: Eukaryota; Fungi; Ascomycota; Pichiomycetes; Serinales; Debaryomycetaceae
Product: acetate uptake transporter family protein
Exons: 1
Coding region: 1-765 (254 amino acids)
Cellular component (GO): plasma membrane
Molecular function (GO): acetate transmembrane transporter activity
Source: RefSeq, a predicted model, not a curated record